AUGAGGAGGCACUUACAACUUCCAGUGCAGCCUGUCGAUCAAAGAGUAGGUCAAGAGCAAAGUAGAUAUAUGCCACAAGAACAUAUAGUGCCGCCGGACGAAACACGAGCCGUGCCUCCGGGUAUUUUGUCUUUUCCUAAAGAAAGUUUGAAUAACCACAUCUACCAGUUCUUAAAGAAGUCUUCAUUCCAUAAAUCCUCAGAAACAUUUUUUAGGGAGGCUAACUUGGCCAAUAGCGGCCCACAGUGUGCACUUAACACUGCUGAUGGCUGUUUAGGGGAGUGGUGGCAGAUAUUUUGGGAUGUGUUCAAUGCCACUAAUCGUAAGGGGGGCUCCGAAAUCACAAAGAAAUACUUUCAAAUAUCUUCAUACUGGCAACGAGAAGAGGAUACCCACAAACGCAAUUUACUUCAAGCUGCUAAGAUCCAACUCAUGUCAAAUCCAGAAAAUAACUUUAUUGUGACGCCACUGCCGGAUCUUUCUGCAGCACCCUCGAUAUUAAAUUUAACGUCGUGUGAUUCGCCACUCUCAAAUGUGCUAUACAGCAACUGUAACAAUAAUAAUAACAUCAUGACCGCAAAUAUGAACGCAUUGCAUGGAACCAACAACAGUACUCCUUAUAUCCAUAACACGAACAAUAAUAUUCCAAAUGUAAACGGUUCCCUUCAAAAUAAUUAUAACAGCGGCAUGCAGAAUCUCUAUGUGAAUAGGUUUUCCUCGGAAACUCAAAUUUUAGGAACUAAUAAUCUUUCAAGCACACAAAUAGGUCCGGUUGAUAGUGCAGCUGCAAAUUUUCAGAAUAUGACUCGUUUGUACAAUAACCUUCACCCGGUAUUUCGACCCCCACCAAUUAAUCCUCAUGGUAUUCCAACAGUCAAUACGAUGAAUCAGUACACACCAAAUGAACUUUCAAAUACCACCUCAGUCUUAUCUACCACCCAUUUUCCAACUGUUUGCAACAGUAAGAAGAAAACCCCAAAAACAAAAAGAAAAGUCCAAGCAAAUAAGAAGCCAGUUUCUAUCUAUUGCAAGGGGAAGCUGCAACUUUCAAGCUCGAGGAGGAAAACUAAAACCGUCACUGAAAACAAAGAAGUGAAAAAGACCCAGAAGGAUAAAGGUUCAAAUGAUAUAAACUCAUUAAAGGAAAAGAGCACUGACCAGUCAGCACUUCAACCAACACCUUUCGAUGCGAGUGACGUAACUAGUGUAGAAAAUCUUGAAGCUGCCGGACUAGUAGAACAUGGCAUUAAUGAGGAUUCUAUGUGUCGAGGUGCAACAAGUGAUACUACAACUUUUUCUCCCGAUACCGAUUCAAUUUUCAAACGGAACUCUGCGGAAGAGAAAUUAAUCCAUAAAAGAUCUAACUCAGGGAUAGAGCAGACAGCUGUGACAAACAGUGGCGGUGCAAAUAAGCCCUUAUUAGAGGAGACUGAAGAACCAAAGCCACCUUUUGCAUCAAUCUUGUUACCAAAUGAGUUCAAAGAAACUGACGUGAAGGAUGAACAAAGUGGAGAUGACGCCAGCAACGAUGCGACAAAACAUUGUUUGUCAUUACAUAGUGCGGGUGGUGAUGUAACACUGUUGGGAUCCAAUGUUAAAAACAAGAUGGAGGAAGCAUUAUUUAGCGAGCUUUGUGACUCGGUAACAACCGCAGUCCUGCCCUUUGAGGACAAGAUCGAGUCGGCAACUACACUUGAGAAACUAACCCUUGUCAAAGGUACUAAGGCAUCUGCAGAAACGCACGCUGAAGAAGGUAUGGAUAAUCAGAGCACUAUUCCUAACGAUGAAGAUAUGUUGCCUGAUAAGAAAUCUAGUCCUUUUGAAACCAAGGCAAAUUUCUCUAAAUGGGAUUACGACUCGAGGAUGUUAGAUGAUGUUCAGGGUACUUUUGAGUUUCAAGAAAAGAAGGAAAAAACCAGUGAUAAGGAGCAUACUGUGCCCGUAGAUACAAAUGCCGUGGAACUUUUUACCAGCUAUCUCAGUAGUAAUGAGUUCCGAUCUGGGACGCAGAGUGAGGAAUCUCCAGAAUUAGACCUCGAUUUUAUAAAUUGGACUUAA
Molecule: messenger RNA, 2058 nt
Organism: Huiozyma naganishii CBS 8797
Lineage: Eukaryota; Fungi; Ascomycota; Saccharomycetes; Saccharomycetales; Saccharomycetaceae
Exons: 1
Coding region: 1-2058 (685 amino acids)
Molecular function (GO): transcription corepressor activity; protein binding
Source: RefSeq, a predicted model, not a curated record